This is a messenger RNA of Tachysurus fulvidraco (yellow catfish), 590 nucleotides long. RefSeq names its product histone H1-like. The coding region runs from base 1 to 453 and encodes 150 amino acids. The record is from RefSeq and is a predicted model, not a curated record. The transcript is spliced from 2 exons. Lineage: Eukaryota; Metazoa; Chordata; Actinopteri; Siluriformes; Bagridae. Gene Ontology annotation, molecular function: structural constituent of chromatin; DNA binding. Gene Ontology annotation, cellular component: nucleosome. Gene Ontology annotation, biological process: nucleosome assembly.
AUGGCGGGUUGGGAUGUGUGUGUCAAGGAGAGGAGUGGCAUGUCUCUUUCCACCCUGAAGAAAGCAUUGUUUGCCGGCGGAUACGACGUGGAGAAGAACAACUCUCGCGUCAAGCUCGCCAUCAAGGGCCUCGUUACUAAAGGCACUCAUGUGCAGACCAAAGGGACCGGAGGGUCUGGAUCUUUCAAGCUGAACAAGAAGCAGACCGAAGUUAAGAAAGCCGCACCCAAAGCAACAAAGCCGGGCCGCCAAAAAGUAGUCUCACAAGAAGACGAACAAGCCUGUCGCUGCCGCCAAGAAAGCCACCAAAAGCCAAAAGUGACCAAGAAGAUAAAGGCUGUAAAGUCCAAGACCUCAAAGCCCAAAGCGGCGAAAAUCAAAGAAGUAAAUGUGUUUCUUCUGUUUUUUACUCCUCAAACGGCUCUUUUAAGAGCCACCCAUAUUUUCCCUUAAAGAGCUGUUUCAUAUUCUGAUAAACAUGAUGACUUUAGCUGCUUAAACACUCUGUACAACUCUGUAGUGGAUUCUGUACCUCAUGUUCACAAAAACGUAUGAGCAACUAGGGAGAAUUGGACAGUAUACAUUUUAAA